GGAAAAAAAAAGCGGGGCGGGGAGUCAGCUUGGAGGCGAGCCGCGGAUAAAGGAGCCCCACUCUCCCCGCCCAUCGCCGUCAUCAUUACUACGCUCUGUUCUCUUUUCGCAUCGCUCCGGAUUUGGGGCUUUUUUUCCCUUCUCCUUUGGACCAUGACUCCCUCGUUUCGGCCCAGCAAAAGCCGCGAGGAAGAGGAGGAGGAGGAUGUCGAGAGGAGAGGAGACAGGAGGGCGAGGAAGCCGCUGGUGGAGAAGAAGCGCCGGGCGCGGAUCAACGAGAGCCUCCAAGAACUCCGGUUGAUCUUGGCGGAUACGGAGUUCCAGUCCAAGAUGGAAAAUGCCGAAGUGCUGGAGUUGACGGUGAAACGGGUUCAAGGCAUCCUGCAGCAGAGCAGGUCUCCAGAUGACGACAAGCUGCAGCGAGAGGCCAGCGAGCGCUUUGCGGCUGGGUAUAUCCAGUGCAUGCACGAAGUUCAUACCUUUGUCUCCAGCUGCCCUGGGAUUGAUUCGACCAUUGCCGCCGAGCUCCUGAAUCACCUGUUGGAGUCCAUGCCUCUGAACGAAGGCAGCUUCCAGGACUUGCUUGCGGACGUCUUGUCGGACCCCUCCCUCGGCCAGUGGCCCAGCAGCGAGGGGACCCCCCAAACAGCUGGGGCUUCUCCUGGAGCUUUGAACCUGCUCAGCCCUGCUUCACCCCUCCGUUCACCUUCCUCAAGUGAGGAAAUGUGCUCUGAUCUUGAAGAUGCAGAGACUGAGCAAAGCCACAUUUCUUUGGAUGGACUGGACAGGUCUAGGACGCCCAACCUGCCUUCCUCCAACCUUUCCAAAUCUGUGUGGAGACCCUGGUAAUAAACUGCACAGCAACCAACGAAGACCUACCUAAUAGGGAGAAUACUUGAGCACUGUGUUCUUCUAGCCACUGGAAUAGAGACGGUGAGGAUUUCAGAUGGUGCAUUUGUGUUGUGUAUUUCAGGGCAGAAUAGAUGGCACUCUCCCACUGUCAAACCCUGACAGGCUAAAUAGGUGAAUGAAUUACCAUUUCAUUUGUGAGUGUGAGGGGUGAGUUUUGUAAGUUCUUUUUUAAAUUUUUAUUUUAGGGAUAUGGGGUAAAAAGGGAUGGAAAUGUGUGCAAGUAGAGCUCUUUUGUUGAUGCACCACAGUGUUUUUGCAACUUACCUAUUUGUUUCUUCUUUUUGUUUUGGCCCUUAUAAGUGGCCCCAGAUGUCGCUACCUUUGUUUGGUUAGGGGCGAAAAGCCCUUAUGCGUUCAAGAACUGGGUGGUUUAAUCCAGUGAGAGGGGUGAAGUUAAGCAUUUGUGCUCAACUUCAAAUGUUUUAGUGAUAGUAUUAAAAAGUAAAGGGAAAUCCCUGAAAGGGAUUGACAAGGCUAGCCUCUUGAUGAGUUUAGUGGUCUAGAAUCUCUCCUUCAAUGAAGGAAAAGGAAACUAGAAGCCAGACUGGAAGUAGGUGAGCAUUUAAAAUAUUGGUGGCAGGGUGCCUUUUAGAAACGUGUCUUGUGCACAUUUUCUCGCACAUUUGAAUUUAUUGUGGUCUGUAUAUUAGCUUGUCAAAUGUUUAUUUUAAUCUUUUUAAGAAAAAACAAUAAAAGCAACUAAAUUCACCCAUGA
Messenger RNA from Anolis carolinensis (green anole), 1627 nucleotides. It is a transcript of the gene hes6, whose product is annotated as hes family bHLH transcription factor 6. The coding region runs from base 154 to 849 and encodes 231 amino acids. The record is from RefSeq and is a predicted model, not a curated record. Gene Ontology annotation, cellular component: nucleus. The transcript has 4 exons. Gene Ontology annotation, molecular function: DNA-binding transcription factor activity, RNA polymerase II-specific; RNA polymerase II cis-regulatory region sequence-specific DNA binding; protein dimerization activity. Lineage: Eukaryota; Metazoa; Chordata; Lepidosauria; Squamata; Anolidae. Gene Ontology annotation, biological process: regulation of transcription by RNA polymerase II; regulation of neurogenesis; anterior/posterior pattern specification.